UAUUUGCAAGAGUGGCAACACCCAUUGCCAAAUCAAAUAUGGCGGACAUGAAUUUACUGUGAAGUUGGAGAAUUUCAGUGUGUGUACGGAAAAGUCAAUGAUUAAAAGUGAACAAAUAAUACAAUUUUAUUAAGAUUUUGCUUAACGCUAAGGCUUUUAUACAGACACCUUCAAAUUGUUUUUUUGAUUUGAUACCAACAUAUUUACAUAUAUAUUUUUUUGGAAAUAAAAACUCUCUUACAAAGCCAGCCAAAAAUAAAAUCUUUCUUCGUACGCCCAUAUGAAAUCUUAAUGAAAUGGAAAUUAUUGGACUACCACUAUGAAUGUCUAAUGGGAGCAGAGCAACAAAUACGUACUUAGCAGCAGUCAGACUUGUCACACCUCUCCAAGAGUUGCAUCUGUAGAACCGAACUUGACGCAACACAACACACCAGCAGGAUCGUCAUAUGAACGAGCGAAGACGACGUGCCCCCCUCUUUACUUAAUGUGGAACCUACAUUUAAGGAAUGUUUAGCCGAACAACAAGAGGAAUAAAAUAUCAUCAUCUACAGCAACAACACCACCUAUAGAACAGAUCGUUUGUGGGAUCAUAGCCUGGAAAACUUUAAGGAAGUGGAACACCAAAACUUUUAAAGAUUUUCUGUAACCAAAUUUUGUGGUGGUGAUUCUCGAUAUUCUCCCGCCAAUAAUCAUCACACACCCCCGCGCACACAAAACCCAAUAAGACGUGGUGACACCUGCCAAAGGCAACAGGCAAAGACGCAGAAGAAGAGCAUUAACGAAAACAACAGCUACAACAACAACAACAACAUUGUCAUUGUGUUUACCUUUUCGUGUUUUAGCAAUUAGGAAACCCUAGUAUUUGUGGUAAAAUUACGAAUGAAUUAAAAAUAAUGUCAACAACAAUGCGCACGACACUGCAAACAGUUCCUGAGUCGUUGCCCGCCGCCGAUAAUAGUGCAGCCGUAGCAGAGGGCAAUGCAACAUCGAAGCUGCUGACAUCGUCCACAAUAACAGCAACGUCGGGUGGUGGCAGCAACACGGCCGGUACCACCACGACGACGACGAAUGGCACAACAACCCCAACGACAAAUGCUGCUGCCGUGACAUCGCAACAACAAACAGCCCAACCACAAUCCUCACAAUCGCAUCAGCAGCAGCAGCAGCAGCACAGUGUGCAUAGUUCAGUGCAAUCGGUACAAGAUACUCAUCAUGACUCCACAAAUGCAAAUACCAUUGUACUGCCUUCGACGACUACAUCUUCAUCGACCGUUGCCAAUAAUGUAACGCCAGCCAAUAAUACGGCCACUUGCACUUCGAGCAUUGCAACAUCUUUAGCCAAUGCCAAUCAGACACAAAACAAUAGUUCUUACCAACAACAACAACAGCCGCCACCAGCCCAGCAACAACAACAUCAUGCACCAUCUACACCAUCACAAUCAUCGCAAUCGUCGUCGCAUCAUUGCCAUGUUGCUGGUGGUGUAGCGACAAAUUCCGUUACGGAUGGUGGCUCUCGCUCAUCAGCAGCAGCAGCGGCGGCUGUGAACUCCUCCGGCGGCGGCGGCAGUGGCGGUGGUGGUUCUUCGUCUUCAUCCAAUCAUCAUCACCAUCAUCAUCAUGUGAGUGGUGGUGGCGGUGGUAGCAGUGGCGGUAAUGCUGUUGUCUCCGGCGGUGGUGGCGGCGGCGGUGGAGGUACAUCGAUAAUAAGCAAAAACGUUGUUAGUGGUCAUUCAAAUUCGGCGACAUCGGCUUUAAAACAAAGGACUUCUUCAUCAGCAAAGGGAUCUCCCAAUAUGGCUAUACGCAGCAGUGCGCCCAUGCGUUGGCGUGCUACUGAGGAGCAUAUUGGCAAAUACAAACUAAUUAAGACAAUUGGCAAGGGUAAUUUUGCUAAAGUGAAAUUGGCCAAACAUUUGCCCACCGGCAAGGAGGUGGCCAUCAAAAUAAUUGACAAAACCCAGUUGAAUCCUGGUUCGCUGCAAAAGCUGUUUAGAGAGGUUAGAAUAAUGAAAAUGCUCGAUCAUCCCAAUAUUGUGAAACUGUUUCAAGUCAUUGAAACUGAAAAGACGUUGUAUUUGGUUAUGGAAUAUGCGUCGGGUGGAGAAGUUUUCGAUUAUUUGGUGUUACACGGCCGCAUGAAGGAAAAGGAGGCAAGAGUUAAAUUCCGUCAGAUUGUUUCAGCUGUGCAAUAUUGUCACCAAAAGCGUAUAAUACAUAGAGAUUUAAAAGCCGAAAAUCUAUUAUUAGAUAGUGAGUUAAACAUAAAAAUAGCCGAUUUUGGUUUUUCCAAUGAGUUCACACCUGGCUCCAAAUUGGACACAUUCUGUGGCAGUCCACCGUAUGCGGCACCCGAACUAUUCCAGGGUAAAAAAUAUGAUGGUCCCGAGGUAGAUGUUUGGUCAUUAGGUGUUAUUUUAUACACACUUGUGAGUGGGUCAUUGCCAUUCGAUGGCUCAACAUUACGAGAAUUAAGGGAACGUGUGCUCAGAGGCAAAUAUAGGAUUCCAUUCUACAUGUCUACUGACUGUGAAAAUCUAUUGCGCAAAUUCCUAGUAUUGAAUCCGGCUAAACGUGCUAGUCUCGAAACCAUCAUGAGCGACAAAUGGAUGAAUAUGGGGUUUGAAGAUGACGAACUGAAGCCUUACGUUGAACCCAAACAAGAACUGGGCGAUGUCAAACGGAUAGAAGCUCUUGUGGCAAUGGGCUAUAAUAGACAGGAAAUCGAGGCAUCAUUGUCUCAAGUACGUUACGAUGAUGUGUUCGCAACAUAUUUAUUGCUGGGAAGAAAAAGUACUGAUCCUGAAAGUGAUGGCUCUCGUUCGGGUUCUUCACUUUCAUUACGCAAUAUCGGUAAUGAUGGAACUGCAAUUUCGGCAAAUACUUCGGUACAAAGCCCAACGCACCGUGGUGUCCACAGAAGUAUUUCGGCUUCUAGUACAAAACCAAGUAGAAGGGCAUCCUCUGGGGCUGAUACUUUACGUGUAGCACCCGGUGGCAAUGCUGCGGCUCAAGUUGUUACUACAGGAACAGCUGGUACCGUUCCGACCAGCACUAAUUAUGCAAUUGCUGGCACUGGAUCAACAGCGGAAAGAUCUUCAAUAAGUAGCAACUUCAAGCGCCAAAAUACCAUAGAUUCAGCAACCAUAAAAGAGAAUACAGCACGUCUAUCGGCUCAAAAUCAAAGGCCGGCCUCAGCCACUCAUAAACUGUUGACGACACAAGAUACAUCUAUUAGUAGUCCGAAACCACGUUACACGCCUAAAUAUGAUCCCACAAACAGUAGUAAUCGUCCAUCGGCCACGGUUAGCAUGAUGCCAAGACGUUCUACCACUUUAUACGAGAAGACUUCUUCAACUGAGAAAACCAAUGCUAUUUCAACAGACUCAAACGUUUUCAACGAUCUUAGAGUGACAUCGGCUGUUAAAUCUGGCAGACAUUUUCCCAGGAAUGUACCAUCACGUUCAACCUUUCAUUCGGGUCAAACAAGGCCACGAAACAAUACUGCUUUGGAAUAUUCGGCCACAGGUGGUGUGCCCGGCGAAUCACCUCAUCCAGGUCGCAUGAGUUUCUUUUCCAAACUCUCCUCAAGGUUUAGUAAACGCAGCAACUCUAACACCGAAGAAUCCGCUAAGCCCCGGGUAUUGCGAUUUACCUGGUCAAUGAAAACAACAUCGCCUCUGAUGCCAGAUCAAAUAAUGCAAAAGAUUAGAGAAGUUCUCGAUCAAAAUAACUGUGACUAUGAGCAGCGUGAAAGAUUCGUUUUAUGGUGUGUACAUGGAGACCCAAAUACCGAUUCAUUGGUACAAUGGGAAAUUGAAGUAUGUAAACUUCCACGUUUGUCUCUAAAUGGAGUACGUUUUAAACGCAUUUCUGGUACUAGUAUAGGCUUUAAAAAUAUCGCUUCACGUAUUGCGUUCGAUCUACGACUGUGAUUCUGUCAGGAGAAGGGAGAAACUCUUAAUAAAAUUAACGAUUCUACUACCGUAUGAAGCAAAAACAACAACAACAUCCACAGCAACAAAAUGAAGGAGAUUACUUCCCCCAGGAAAAAUUAUGUAAAAUCCCCGGUUUAUUCAUCCCCCAAAAAUUUAAGAAAGAAAGAACAAUGGAUCUAAAUAAUCUAAAUAAACACUCACAACAUAAAGUUACAUAUUUAUAAACUUCAAUCUCAUGAUGACAUCAAUAACAAUGUUUAAAAUGUUUCAUAUAACAAACCUCACACACACACAUAAACAAAAAAAGCAUUUAAAGUGAACAAUAAUAGUAAAACUAGGAUUUUCUAAAUGUGCUAAAAAAAAGUCAACAAUUUCUUGCAUCAAUUUGCCUUUCGGCAUCUCAUAAAACUAAUAAUUGUGUUUUGAAAUUCAAAACAAGAAGAUUUAGUUGAUGGCCUUCUAAAGCUAAUUUGAUGUGUGGCCAUGAAGCCUUAGGAAAUUGAUUAUUUGGCACAAUUGUUAUGUGGGGUACACAUCAUCAAACAAGAUUUUAGAUGCAAGUACAAAAAAAAACCUUGAAGUCAUGUCUAGACAUAUUAAUGUCAAAUUAUAACAGAAAACGGCGGCAGGUUUUUAAUGCGGCUCUGUAAUUCCUUUAUGAAAUGUCACAAAAUAUGCCUAGCCAUGACUUCAAGUUUCUUAUGUAUUUACAACUUUUUUGUUUUAUGUUUUGUAACUUUCAAAUGAAAUUGGAAAACUUAACUGAUGGCGUUUACACCAUGGAAGAACCUAGUUUUAAGCUAAAAUCGAAAUAUCCACAUAUUUUCUUUACACAAACACAAAUCCUAAUUUUUUCAAAAAAAAAGAAAAAAACGCACACUUCUCCAUCUCUCCCUUCCCUUCCCCUUUCGCUCUCACACAACACACAUUCAUUCUUCAUACAUAUGUAGAAAAUUGCAAUCAAACUUGUUAAAUUAUAUAAUUAUUAUAUAUAAACACACACAUACAUAAAAUACAAACCUACAUGCAUAUAUUAAAAUAUAGAUACAAAAACACACAUACACAUAUAUACCACAUUGUGGUAUAAAUGUAUGUGUGAAUUCUAAUAAGUUCAUAAAAAAUAACUAUUAUACACAAAACCCACUCUAUUCUACCCGAACAAUAGAAUUCUCCCCGUGUUAUAUUUUAAGAAUGAAAAAAAACAAACCAAUCUUAUUAUAAUACAAAUAAUUUAAAACAAAACACUAAAGCACAAACAACAACAAAAUAUAAACAUUUUUUAUUGAAACAAGAAACAGAAAUAAAAUCAUCAAAAACAAACCACACACCACUCCCAUUACCUACUACAAUAUCAAUUGUUAUUAGAAAUCGAAAAUAAAACAAAAAAAUAGCAACAAAAACAACAACAACAAACAUUCAACAUCUUUAUUGAAAACGUAAGACAAAAAAAAACGAAAAACAAACAAGCAACAACUUGAUCUUUAAGAUAAUUAUAAGAAAGAAAAGGAAUAAUAUAGUAGUUGGUUUAAUAAUUCUGAGGGAAUCAAUCAUUUUAUUUGAAAAUUUUCAUUUAAAAAAUACUUCAAAACAAAAAAAAAUAGAAAAGAAAUUUAAUCAUCUAUGACCCACGCAUUAAUAAUGGUAGAAGAAUACAGGUAGAUGCAACAACGCUUGGGAACAUUGAUAUGUCAAAAAAUUUUAAAUGUCAUUUCAAAUAUAAGUAGAUUUUUAUAUGUAUGUUUUUAUAUGACGACGUCAAUCGAAGGUUAUUAUAAUACGCGUUUUUCAAAAAUGUUUACAAAUUUAAAUAAUUUUUCAUUCAACAUUUUCCAUUCCAAAUUUGGUUUGACAGUUCAUUGUACCAGCAGAUGUGUCGAUGCGUCUACAUAUAUUAUUCUACCAUGGUAACCAUGUACAUUUGCUAUUUAUUUUGAAAUCGUAAAAUAAAUUAACCACAUGUCAAAUCGCAAAGAUUUUCAACGAACUUAUAGAGUAAAGCUGCAAUAAGAACGUGUGUCAAUUGUGCAAAAACCUUAACCAUGACACAAUCAAUAGAAACUCCCAUGGUAGAAGAAUACAGGUAGAUGCAUCAACGCUUGGGAACAUUUAUAUCUCAACAUUUUUUUAUUGUUUUUUUUUUUUUUUUUCAAAAUUAAGUCGAUUUGUAUAUAUUUUCCUAUACGACGCCAAUCGGAGAUUGUUGUAAUAUGAAUUUUUCAAACAAUUAUUCCAAAUUUGAAUAAUUUUCCAUUCAAAAAUUUCAAUUCCGAAAUUGGUUUAAUAGUUCAAUGUCCCAGCAACUGUGCGUCGAUGCGACUACCUGUAUUUUCCUACAAUGUUUUCCACGAACUUGUAGAGUAAAGCUCCAAUAAUAACGUGUGUCAGUUGUACAAAAACGUUAACCGUGGCACAAUCAGUGGGAACUCCAUUUGAGCAGUUAAUCCCCUUAUUGUGAUUUAAAUCACAGUACAAAAUAUAAACAGCCAAAAAACGUAAACAAGUUUUGAAAUUUCGCGUGAUAAACAUGGUAGAAGAAUACAUGUCAUCAUUUAUAAAAUGUUUUGUCAGAAAUAAGUAGAUUUUUAUGUGUUUUCUUACACGACGCAAAUCGGAGGUUGUUCUGUUUUAACGAAUUUUAAUAAUUUUUCAUUCAAAAAUUUCAAUUACAAAAUUGGUUUGACAGUUCAUUGUCCCUGUAGCUGUGUCAAUGCGACUACCUGUAUUCUUUUACCAUGUUUUCAACUGUAAAGCUGCAAUAAGAACGUGUGUCAGUUGUGCAAAAACGUUAAUCAUGACACAAUCAGUAAGAAUUCCAUAUGCGCAGCUGAUCAUCUUAUUGUGAUUGAAAUCACAGUACAAAUUAAUAACAAACGACCAACAAAACGUAAACAAAUUUUGAUGUAUUUUUGUUUUGGUUGUGUUAUUGCACCAUGGCUAUAACCUCAUUUCAUAAAAGUGUAUAUUUUAUUUUUAAGAUUAUAAUAGGACGUAAAUUGUUGGAUGGGUAAAUCUUUUGAAAUAUUUAAGGUGCAAAAGAUCAAAGCUUAUAUGUAUGGCCAAACAAUAACGGGAAAAUACAAAACUGUUGUCAGUUUAAAAUGUCAUAUAUUUUACUACAUCUGUCAUGUUUAAAAUCACAAUAAUUGUCAACUUUGUAAUUAAUAAUUUGGUGGUCACAUUACCAUUUAAUGCAUUUUGCAAGGCCCAUUAAAAAUUCGUGGAAGAGUAAUGAAUAACUACCAUUGGGAUUAAAACCCCGUUAUACUUUUAAUACACAAUUACAUGCAUUUUGACAGUACAGAUAAAAUCAGCUGGUCUUAUUCGCAUUUAAAUGUUUAGGCUGCCUGGGAACAUGUUGAAUUUUCUUUAAAUACUCAAAACAAGAACAAACCAGUAUUUUUUACGUCUCCGGGGAGAUUUACUUAGUAAUAGUACGUUUACAUAGAAAUAUUACUAAUGGUUAGCCCAAUCACAAUAGAUGUGACUAUGGAAAACUUACGUUAAAAUUAUUGUGACUUCUCAAUUAUCACAGUUUAUUUGGGUAAAGACUUCACAUGUAAACGUUUUAUAAGUUCUUAUGGGAGAGUAAGGAAGAUAUCUCAUUUUUCGAGAAUUCCCAAAAGUAUUUAAUUUAGCAAUCUCCAACGAGCUACCAUAAAUAACUAUCCAGAAAACAGCUGAUCGAAACAACAAAUCGAACGUGCCAAAUAUUACUAGGCAUUUUCGCCCCCAGCGAUGUCCAGUAAACUCCCAGCACACUCUCUUUCACUUGACAAUAUGCCGUGACAUAUUCUAUCAAUUUUUACAAUAUAUCUAAUAAAAUGACACUCAUUUUACAAUCAUGUGUUGAGAACAUUGUUGUAUAUUUUGUUAAAUACUUUGAUAUCCUUUAUAAUUACCUGUAUUAUACUAUUUUUCAUUAAAAUUCAAUUUCAAAGCUUUAAACAAAACAAAAAUUUAAAAACAAUUUAUUUUUAUAAAUUAAAAACAAAUUGAUUUUUAUUAUUUUUGUUUUUGGGUUAUUUUGUGUUUUCCUAUUUAUAUAAGGCGUUCUAUGUACUGUUUGUAGUUGUUCUUAAAGUUAAAUAUAGAGUUUCUUAAUACAAUUUUCAAUUUCCCCCCGGUAUUUCUCCCAGUUUAUUACAAAAUAAACCAAAUAAGCAGGAUUAUAUCACUGCAAUUUUCAUUUGAUUUGGAAUUUUUUCUUAACAUCAAUGUCAAAUAAAUUGUCAUAAAUCGAAAAUUUGUAAUAAUGUAAAUGCUGUUUAAUUGUUGUAUUUAUAUAAAUAGUUAAAUAGCGUUCACAGAGAUCUAUCUUCAUUAUAUAAAUAUGAAAAACAUCAAAACUGAAAACUAUGCAAACAUAAACAAAAAUAUUGAGUAACGGCGAUCAAAUACUCAACAAAAUAUCUAGGUACAUACACAACACAUUACAUUUGUGUAAUAAUAUUUACGAAAUAGUUAAGGACAUUAUGUGAACACAACAAGAAAACGAACAAAAACCUUACCUGCAUUUCAUUGAAUUCCUUUAAAAAAAAAAACCUAAUGAGGCCCAUCAAACCAAUCUCUAAAAGACGAAUAACUCAAAAUCCCCUUAGAUGCAAUCUAGCAACAAAAAAGAAAACAAUAUUCAAAAACAUCUGUAUUCUUCAUUACAUAUUCACAUUUAAAUAAAAAAAAACAAAAACAUAAAACAAAGAAUAAAAACAUCAUUUAUGAAUGUAAUCAA
Molecule: messenger RNA, 8664 nt
Organism: Musca domestica (house fly)
Lineage: Eukaryota; Metazoa; Arthropoda; Insecta; Diptera; Muscidae
Gene: par-1
Product: serine/threonine-protein kinase MARK2
Biological process (GO): intracellular signal transduction; protein phosphorylation; microtubule cytoskeleton organization
Cellular component (GO): cytoplasm
Molecular function (GO): ATP binding; tau-protein kinase activity; protein serine/threonine kinase activity
Source: RefSeq, a predicted model, not a curated record